Hyaloperonospora brassicae is the source of this 1224-nucleotide messenger RNA. The record is from the annotation of a GenBank genome assembly. NCBI's taxonomy places the organism in Eukaryota, Oomycota, Peronosporomycetes, Peronosporales, Peronosporaceae.
AUGCAGCUCUUUCGUCGGUUGUUGACGGUUUCUGUCAUCUUCUGGUGGAGAAGAGCUGGCUCAGCAGCCGCUGGCAAAAGUCGGACCAACGAUGUCGCUCGCGACCGUGGCCCCGUUCCCCUUCGUCUAGAGGCGAAUGCGUCCGUCGCGUGGGAACACGCUCAGCCGCCCGAGAGUGCAGCUGAAGCGGAAGGCAACGAGGAGAGGGUACUAGACACUUUAACGCCGUUCAUUACUGAAGCGAUCGACGCGUUUCACAUGCAUGGGUGGAUGUUAAAGGAGCUGCACCCAUUUCAAGUUCUCAAGGAACUUCCUGAUCACAAUGGGAUGGCGGAGAAGGUCAUCCAUCAGGCGCUUGUCAAGUGGCUCGAGUAUGUUAAGCUUGUUGAAAUCAUGGGUCGAACGAUUACAGAACGUGAGGUCAUCGAUGAACUACUGAAGAAACUCUCAUCCGACUUGGCGCGUACAAGAUUUUCCCGUCACCUUCGGACGCUUCCCCAGUGGAAAGGGCUCGCGGAUGAAUUGGAUAGGGUGCUGCUGGCUAAGCGGGACUUGGCAACCUUUGAUCUGCUGGUUAGUGUGUGGCUAAAAUCGAAGAUGGGAACUGACGAAGUCUACGAGUUAAUGCCAGUUGCAGCGAUGGAUAUACUUACAGGAGACGUGAGCACGAAUGAGAUGUGGCCUGCUGUCAGACAAGACCUGGUAUGGUUGGUAUAUUUUCGUUAUAGUUGUGCCGAAUGGUACAAGGAUGAAUCUUACAUCGAAACCUUUGGAAAAUGGUUGACGGACAAGAGAGGUGAAGAUGAGGCUCUGGCAUUCUUCCACUUUUAUCGAGACCGGAAAGUCGACAUAUAUGAUGGCUGGCAAAAAGUGCUACUCGCGGAACGCCCUGCCCUUGUGGAGAAGCUUAUCCCUAUUUGGCAGGCUUCAAAUGUGAAUCCCGAAAAAGUCUACAACAUGCUGCCCGUUGCACAGGAUGUUCGUCUUAAUGGUAUAGGACCAUCGGAGCGGUGGCCUGCCAUGCGUGAAGAGCUUUUGCUGUGGAGAAAGUAUGAGUUCGAGUGGAGAAGCAAGGGGUUACGUGUCCAUUAUGACGGCUUUCCCAGUCCCUCCAGAGAAAUUGUAUUCAGUACGCUGAGGACCAAGAGCAAACCAGAAGACGUCGAAAAGUUUCUCACUGCCCUCCGAAUUGAUAAAGGUUCAAGUUUCUAUUGGCUUUUUUGA